Danio aesculapii is the source of this 666-nucleotide messenger RNA. RefSeq names its product lecithin retinol acyltransferase family protein. The record is from RefSeq and is a predicted model, not a curated record. Lineage: Eukaryota; Metazoa; Chordata; Actinopteri; Cypriniformes; Danionidae. Gene Ontology annotation, biological process: retinol metabolic process. Gene Ontology annotation, molecular function: phosphatidylcholine-retinol O-acyltransferase activity. The transcript has 2 exons. The coding region runs from base 4 to 666 and encodes 220 amino acids.
GCCAUGAUCGCUCUCAAACUGCUGAACUGGUUCUUCAUCACCUCAACAAUAGAGGAAGAAUAUGAAGAAGACAGAGAGAAGAAAACAUACAACGAUUCCCUUUACAAACGCGGUGACCUUUUGAUUGUAUCCAGGACUCUUUUUAAACAUUUUGGAAUCUAUUUAGGUGAGGGUCGUGUUGCUCAUUUUAUCCCAGACAUCCUCCCAGCGUUCACUAAUGAGAAGUCUGCUGUUGAGAAGAUGGUGACCAAUGAAAGGUUGAUUUUAGGGGUCUUGGCAAAGUUAGCCAGUGUCCGUGUGGACUCUUUGGCAGAUUUUGCAUAUGGUGCUGAUAUUGAGGUCAAUAGUACUGAUAGUAUGGUCAGUGUGCCGCCACUGUAUGGAGAGGAAGUGGUACAGCGUGCAGAGAAGCUGAUUGGAUCGUUUUUCUACAGUUUACUCUGGCAUAACUGCGAACACUAUGUCAUGUAUUGCCGCUAUGGUGUUGAAUACAGCUUCCAAACCUACCAGUUCUGCAAAGCUGUAAGGACAGCUCUCCUCAACAGGAUGACGGCCUUGCUGUCAGCUGUAAUCGGGUUCUGCAUCAUUGUGUAUUUAGGCGCUAUAACACCUCUCACCAUCCUUCCUGUUGUCAUCAUUACUUUUACCAUCUGGAUGGCAUCUUGA